UAACCCGAUUCCAUUCGAUCGCUUCAGCGUACAGUAGAGUCUAUCACCGUCACUGUAGUCUUUCCGCAACCCCUAUCUCUGUGCAACGUAUGGUUCGAGUUAAUCACUGUCGUGGUAGUUUAUGUACCCUUACCGUAAUUGAUUCCUGUUAGCUCAACGUAUGGUCGAGUUUAUCACCGUCGUUGAAGUUACCACUCUACCAGUACAUCUGUAACCCGAAGAACCUCUCCUUACUCGAAUUUCGACUAGACAGUUUCCCCGUUUACGCUUCACGUAUACCUCCGCCCUACACGAGGAAACCCUAACCUAAAAACCUGCCCUGUAGAUCUAAAGUUCGUUCACCCAACAGAAAUAGUUAAGCCCCUCCUCAACAAUUACCGUCACAUUUGAAUACGACAUUGUUAUUGGUGUAAUUUUUGAAGCCACAAUCACACUUGUAAAGCGAAUUGGCCGAAUUGGGUAAUCUGUCAUCUUGCCUAUUGCGUUUCUGCCGGUUUUUACGUUUUUACAUCUUUACUUGCGUCAAUUUGCCAUUACUCUCCUUUAUUCACACAAAAUAGUCUUUAUAAAGACUCGUCGGUGUAUUCUAAAGAUAGUCAGGUGAGUAAUUAUAAAGUUUUAUACACGAUUUUUACAUGCCUGUUUUUAGGGUUAUAUUAUUCGCGAUCAAGAAAAGUUGUACGCAAACAUGAAUGUCGCCGGUGCUGCUUUCUCUCCACCGAAAAAACGUUUUGCCAAGCACUUUUCAGUUGAAGACAAAACUGGCAUUUUAAAUAUCUUCAAGGCAUAUUCGGAAGACAACCCGGAGGUAUCUAAAACGGAUAAAGUUGAGUUUACGGCUAAAGCAGCAAGUGUAAGCAUUCCGAGUGUCUACAAGAUUCUUCGGGAGUAUACAGAGGUACACGAACUUCAUUCACCUAAAAAAUAUUAUCGACCACGAGCAAUUUUGGACAAUAUUGAUUCCGGAACUAAAAGUAUUCUUCGACGUUUGCUUCAUUCUUUCUUUGAAAGAAAUGAACCACCUACCCUGAGUAAAGUUUUGGCAGUGUUACACGAAGACGAAGACUUACCCCAUUUGAAACGAACUACUUUAUGGAAAUUAAUAAAAGAAAUAGGUUUUCGAUUCCAAAAGAGGUCACGCAAUAGUGUUCUUAGGGAAAAGGACGAAAUAAUUACUUGGAGGCGUCGGUUCUUGCGUGAAAUUAGAAAAUAUCGUGAAGAAGGUAGGAAGUUGUAUUUCCUAGAUGAAACUUGGGUGGGCAUACUGUAAGCAAAGUAUGGAAGGACACCACAA
Molecule: messenger RNA, 1294 nt
Organism: Photinus pyralis (common eastern firefly)
Lineage: Eukaryota; Metazoa; Arthropoda; Insecta; Coleoptera; Lampyridae
Exons: 3
Coding region: 689-1270 (193 amino acids)
Source: RefSeq, a predicted model, not a curated record